Messenger RNA from Penicillium subrubescens, 4986 nucleotides. RefSeq names its product mitotic regulator LTE1. Gene Ontology annotation, molecular function: guanyl-nucleotide exchange factor activity. The transcript is spliced from 3 exons. Gene Ontology annotation, biological process: positive regulation of GTPase activity; Ras protein signal transduction. Gene Ontology annotation, cellular component: plasma membrane. The coding region runs from base 1 to 4986 and encodes 1661 amino acids. NCBI's taxonomy places the organism in Eukaryota, Fungi, Ascomycota, Eurotiomycetes, Eurotiales, Aspergillaceae. The record is from RefSeq and is a predicted model, not a curated record.
AUGGAGCCCCUCCAUUCAGCCAUCGACUCCCCGACCCAUUCCAGAGACAAGUCGGCAAAGUCCCAGAUUCGCAUCGAUGAGCUGCCAGCCGUGAACCGACCCCGUCAUGGAGGACUUGCCAACAAUGCGAUAUCUCCUCUACGCCGUGCCAACACGGUGGCACAGAGUGGGAACCUCAUUAAGAGGAACCUGGAACUCAAGGCUACACGAGACAAGACCGACACGACUACGGGGAUACGUGCUAAAGAUAGCCAUGAAAUGUUACGAAAUGCCCCAUUACAACGGUCUAAGACGCAGAUACACCGGUCUGCACUGGAAACUCGCCCAGCGGGACGUAAAGCCGGUCAUUUUACGGUUGGAAGUGUCGGCCAAAACGGAAAGAUCUUUCUCAGACCGAUUGCAAAUCCGCCGCAGAAAGCCCCUUCAAUAGUUCCAUUCUCCUCGAUCGAUCAAGUGACGAGCGACCGUCUUCAGCCGCAAAGACACGCACCAGUUCGAGAUGACCCAUCACGGUGGUCGAGUUCGCAGCUGUCUGAACUUCGCCCACGCGGAAACCCCGGCGAUGAUAAGGAGUCCGUCUGUUCCGAAGCACCGCGGCCCGAAUCCACCCUCUACCAUCGUCAACGAGCCAACUCCUUCUCUACAAUCUCAGAGCAACAGUCGGUAUCGGGCGCGGGAAAGCGUGGAGAGUUGCGCAUUGUGAUUGACCGAUCUGAAGACCGACCCAAGUCAGCAGGCGAGAAAACUGGCAACUCAGCUCUAGAAGUCCCCAUCCCCCAUUACCGGCUCGGUUCCCCACGUUUCAACACUGAAGGCAGUGCGAUGCUGCAUAGUUCCGUCUACACGCGGACCUCAAUGUCCGACAACUUUCGAAACUCGACCCUGCUGGGUGGCAUGGCCGAUCCUUUGCCAACGCAUCUUCAAAGCGCGUACAGUAGAGAUUCCUUUUCUCGAAACCGGCCCUCUUUUGCAGUCUCCUUGUUCUCUGGGACUGGGGCUAUAGAUCUCAGCCGAGCUUCCCCCAUCCCGAGGAACUCGGUGGUCUAUGAGUUGAAGGGACCCGUCGAACCCUCGAUCUAUGAAGCCUUGGUCUCGGAUAUGGAUGGCCAAUCGGUCGUGCGGUAUAUUCCCGGCACCAAAGACAUAAGUGCAGCUACGCCCGCCCGCAUCGUCGCACAGAUCUCUUCCGAGUCGUUCAUGGACUAUGAGCUGGUGUCGGACUUCUUUCUCACAUUCCGCUCUUAUCUUUCUCCGAGCCACCUGCUUGCCCUACUCCUUGCACGUCUGCAAUGGGCGAUCAACCGACUCCAGGAGGAUGGACGCAUUAUUCGCAUUCGUACCUUUGCAGCACUCCGCCAUUGGAUCUUGAACUAUUUUGUCGAUGACUUUGUUGCAAAUUAUGAUCUUCGAACCCACUUUUGCGAAACUAUCAACAAGCUAUAUACUGAUGUGAAAUCACGGGAGACCGGCGGCAUGAGUGAUUUGAAAAUUCUCAUCGACUUGAAGCGGUGUUGGAAUGGCAAGUGCUCUGUCUACUGGACAGCUGCAGAAUUCUCCCGUGCAUAUAACGACCCCGAUACCCCCAUUGCACCCGGAAGCAUGCAUAUUGAAUUGUCUCCCGUCGAUGUGCUCCAUCAGAACCCUCCGUCCGAGGGCAGUAUUCCCCAGUCGGAUACGAAGUCCCGCGAUAGCCUCCCUGUUUCCAUACAGCAUGACCGAAACGAUUCUGCUGCCACCGCUCAAAGUAUACCCUUUUCCACCAAGAGCGAGCAGAGCGUGUUAGCACUCUCUUGCUCACUGCCACCCAAGUCCUUGAAGCGCUUGUCCAUGCCCUAUUCGAAAGGCAAGGCACCGCAUCCAGUACCUUUAGGCCUCACAAAAAGCACGUCUCCUCACGAACAAUCUCCAAGCUCACCCAAGCUGUCACGGUAUCCAUUUCAUGGCCAUGCGCACAAGAGGAGUGGCAGCUUCUCUGAUUCUGUGCGAGAUGACCGAGUGCCGAUAUAUGGCGAAUCCGGUUCGGCCGGACCUGCACCGCAAGAGAUCCUGGAUCCCGUCAGCUUCAUUCGCGGGGCCUUAUAUCCUCCGGCAGAGUCGUACAUGACAAUGAUGGCACCGGACUCGCCUCCGUUGGCCCCACCUUCAAACUCAUCCAAUACGGAUCGGCGAAGCAUCCCAGAUGGUGGGCCCAAAACAGGCCCAUCAAAUUCAGGUGUCAGAACUAUUAUUGGGUCGAUCAAGCGUGCUCUUCAUACGAGAAAUGGCGGCCAAAGUGUCUCUGCUCGGAUUGGAAAUGCUUCCGAUGCUAUUUCGCUCCCCUCGCGUGGGAAGACAUCCGCGAUGCCUAAUCAUAUUGCAUUGGGAUCUGAGUUUUACCGCGAAAGAAAGAUGGCUGCCGGCCCUAAGCGGCCAGCUCGGAUUGACUUGCUCUGUGAUGAGUCUUUGAAACAAUAUCGUCAGGUGAUGGGUACACAUGAUGUUGGAAAAGAGACAACUCAGCAGCUAGCCACUGCUCCUGGCCUGCAAAAUACCUUGGCCGAUGCUUAUGUAGAGCCACCCCACCUGCCGUCUCUCGAAACCCCCAAAGCGGACGGGUCCAAGAUCAUGAGUGGUUUAACUACAGGAAGUGGAUCCAUUGUGAUUCUACAUGACACUGGAUUUGAAUUUCCUGUCAUGUCAGGAGCUGUGCCAGCAGUCCCUGAUAGUCAUGCUCGGUCCAAUUCGGAUAGCAAAGUGAUGUCAACCAUGUCAAAUGUCAAGUCACAGACAUCGACACCAGGAGAGGGAGAAUAUUUGCUUCCAGUCUACUAUAACGGUAAUGCACCAGAGGUCAAUGUCCCGCCCCCUGUCCCUUCGAUCCCUCUUGGCUCUCUGUCGCACCGGCGGUCUUUUUCAACCGAACGCCAAGCCACGCCCACUAAGCGAAUGUCGCUCUCCCUUCGCCUUCGAAAGUAUGCCUCUUUUCAGAGCGGAAUCUCCAAGCAUCGCCUGUCGAUGAAUAGCGAUGCUAGUAAGUCCAACGCCGGAUCAAUUGCUACACAAGAUCUCGCGGAUAAGCCGAUGGGCCCAUCGCUUCGCCGACGGCCUGGGGGCAACUUACGCCAGAUGCAAUUUGUGGAUGAGAUGGAGCCUGGCUCUGGCCGUGAUUCGUUUGUGUCCACUGGCUCCUAUGGCGAAUCUUUGAUGGCCGAGACAAUUUCCUCAACCGCCGAUACUAUUGAACGCCCGCCAUCGGCUCUGAUCCCUCCCAACCCUCGAUUCUCCUUAAUCCAAGGCGGUGGGGGCUCGAAUCGCAACCUGCGGCGCUCUUUCGAAGCAGCUAUUGCCCAAUUUGCCCAAAUUCCCGAUGACGAUGAUGGAGGCAUCGAGUCAACCUUGCUCAAACUCGAAGGCAAGUGGAGAAGCCCUGGCGACGUUCAAGAAAUCAGCAGACACGAGGAAAGCCCUCAUACUGGUAUCGAAAGGCAAGCUAAGCCUGGCUGGGAAGUUCUUUCUCGGCGCCGACAGACAGACAGAUCGGCCUACUCCACCGUUGGAGGGAGACUUGCACCUCCUAGACCCUACUCGGACUCUGUGGCGGAUUCUGAAGAGUCUUACAACUCCAUUCCUCUUCUCGAGCGAGGAUUGACGGACGAGUCAAUGAAGCGGCCACCCACGAGUCGACUCCACGUCGCCGAUGCUUAUGGAGCUCCUCUCAGCCUCAUUUCUAGCCGGGAUACCUCUGAGCUCGCCUCAUCGCACCCGUCGAUUCAGAUUAUUCAAAAGACGGAAAGCAUACAACGCAUCCCCCGUGGAUCAACGGUCCCCGAACUCGGUUCUGGCUCAGUCGGGCAGAAUACCCCCAAACGUCGAUCUGCUUUGUCCUCGGAGGUGUCUGUUGACCUAAUCGAUUCACGUGAGGUCAUGGACGGCCGUCUGUCUACGGACACCCGCAGCCUUACCGCUUCGACUGUUGAUAUCGCGCCUCACCCACUAGCACACCCACCAUCGCCUCCAAUGACGAUUCAACAUCCGGGCUCAUUCGGUUCCUCUGUUUCCCCCUUGGACAAGGUGUUGUUCCAGCCCCAGCCUCUCACGCCUGAGACAUCACCCAGGCACCGGGAGUUGGAUACAGCCAAUAUUAGAUCCAGAAAUGUUCCCCAGUUCUCGACUGAUGUGCUCUCCAAUUCGGAGAAGAAUCGCCCCAUCCAACCCACCCUCAAUGAGACCGGGCCCGACCACGUUCCUUUCGUCCUCGCUUGUGAGUCACAAAUGCUUGCUCAACAGUUAACUCUGGUCGAAAUGGCAGCCUUGAGUGAGGUUGAUUGGCGGGACUUAGUCGAAAUGAGGUGGAGCAGUGCUUCUCCGGCUAUCACCAGCUGGGUGCAGUUCCUUUCUGCGGAACACCGCAAAGGAAUUGAUUUGGUUGUUGGUCGCUUCAAUCUGAUGGUGAAAUGGGUUGUGUCCGAGAUCGUCUUGACUCGCGACAUUCAUGAGCGAGCCCGCACUAUUAUCAAAUACAUUCAUACGGCUGCGCAUGCGCGUCGCCUUUGCAAUUAUGCGACAAUGCUUCAGAUUGCCAUUGCUUUGUCUUCAUCGGAUUGUACUCGGCUGCAGAAUACCUGGCAACUAGUUCCGAUGGAAGAUAAGCGGCUGUUCAAGGACAUGGAAUGUUUGAUUCAGCCUGUGCGCAACUUCCAUGACCUUCGUGUCGAAAUGGAGACGGCUAAUUUGCAAGAAGGCUGUAUUCCAUUCAUUGGUCUCUACGUGCAUGACCUGACUUAUAACGCACAAAAGCCAGCCCAGGUCAGCAAUUUUGGCGGAGGACUACUAGUCAACUUCGAACGGUAUCGCACCGCAGCCCGCAUUGUCAAGAGCCUUCUUCGCCUCAUUGACGCUAGCACGAAGUACCGCUUUGAGCCAGCUCAAGGUAUCAUCGAACGGUGCUUGUGGAUUGCAUCUCUCUCCGAGGAGGAGAUCUCAGUCCGGAGUAAGAGGCUUGAAUAA